CCGCUGGUCGGCGCCCGAUAUGUCAAGCGUGUCAGGCGCUAAAGGCGGGCCUGCCGACCACUGGGUGCGAGACGACACCGCGCCUUACUGCACACAGUGUCAGGUGCGUUUCACAGCGCUGGAGCGGCGGCACCACUGCCGCGAGUGCGGGCGCGUGUUCUGCGGCCGCUGCAGCCGCUACGAGGCGCCCGUGCGCCGCCUGCGCGCGCUGCGCCCCGUGCGCGUCUGCCAGCGCUGCCACGACCACAUACACGGCAAGAAGGAAUAAACUAACCCUUACGAGUAACUGGAGCGACGUCUGGUGAGAUGAACAUGUUUUAAGAAACCAUCCGAUCUUUAAAUUGUGUUAAAUAACGAUCUCAACAAGAUUAACAUGACUACGAGUCUGGGGUAUAUCUAACUACACCGUUUUCGUUCCGCUGCGACCCGUGCGCGUCUGCCAGCGCUGCCACGACCACAUACACGGCAAGAAGGACUAGUCCAACCAUUACAAUACUUUAUGUUGGAGGGAUGUCUGGUGAGAUGAACAUGUUUUAAGAAACCAUCCGAUCUUUAAAUUGUGUUAAAUAACGAUCUCCACAACUCCACUGUAAAUUUGUGUUAACGAUGUCAACAAGAUAACAUUAUGUGUACUGCAAGUCUGGGACAUUGCGCAGAAAACUGCGCGUGCGCGUCUUCUAGCGCUGCCACAACAACAUACACGGCAAGCGGUGUAGAUUCCCACCCCAACCGACGCGAUACUAAAGACAUGUAGCCGAGUGAGAUGUACACGAAUAUACUGCGGAACUGGGACCUUUUUAACUGCGCAAUGAGGGCUAUCGUUUUUAUACUUAACAGUUGGCACCCUUGGCGAUUGACAGGACAUUACUCUACAGUGGCGCCAUCUUGAUAAGUGCAAAUGCGAUAGUCCUCCUACCACUUUAGCGCUCACCAGUUGGUGCCACUGUCUUCGCUACUAGCAAGUGACAGGACCUUACUCUACAGUGGCGCAAACUGGUGAGCGCUAAAACGAUAGCCCUCAUUUGGCCCAUGCCCGUUUGCUAGCACUACCACGACAAUAUACAUGGCAAUUAGCAACAGAGAAUAGAUCACCACACCUAAAUCGACACGAAACUAACGUAACAACUCGAACGAUAAUGAUGCUAGUCUCUGCGUCGCAACCUGCGACGCCGCCUACUUAUCACCCUGCUGCGAUACUAAAGCCAGUGGGAUAAUGUCGAGACAAAUGGUAUCUUUCCUGUGUAGUAAUCAUGUAAUCUAUCGAUCAAAUUGCUUUAUUGUUGAUCACGGGUACAAAACGUAAUUAUUAUAUUAAGAGCAGAGGUGGAAUUGUGUAAAGCAAUCGUAAUCAUUUGACAGUUCAUAACGUACGAUAAAGUCAGUUAAACAAAGCGUUUGACAGAAUAAUCGUACGUUAUGAACUGUCAAAUGAUUACGAUUGCUUUACACAAUUCCACCUCAGAUCUGUAUUCCUCGUGUAAAGGUAAACUUAAAAAACAUAACCCUCCUUCUGGCGCAGUCGGGUAAUAAAGUGUUUAUAUUGAAGAGACGGUUAUUGGUUUAUACAUAUUAUGUAUUUUAAGUUAAUAAUAUGUAUGUAUUAACCUAUUCAGUCAAUUUUAUCGUACCUACUGUUUUCCUUUAAAAAGUAGGGACUUGAAAAGAACGAGCCACUGUUGCUUGAAUUGAUGAGUAUAUUAACAUUAAAAUUUAUGGAUGUAACAACUUUGAUUUAAAGAACGAUCGAGGGGAAGACUGUAUUUGUUUCAGUUUGCACUGUACUUUAUUAUUUUUUAUGAUGCACAACAAUUCUCUCUUAUUCCUUAGUUUCCUCAUUUUAAAAUUUUAAUUUAUUAUAUUUACAUAUACUUUUUAUUUUUCUUACUAUUUAAAUUCUUUGUCAACGGUACACUGGAACCAUCCAUUUAACUGUUGUGGAAAUAUUUCAAAGCGUCUUAAUGUUAAUAUUUGUGAGCUCCUAGUCCAUUUACUGAUUGAAUACGUAUGAGACCCGUUUAUGUCGAACAAAUAUUAAUAAAAUAAGGUUUAAUAGCCGUGCACAAAAAGUGAAAUAUUAUUUUACAUCGUAAUAUUUAUACAAUUCAUCAUAAUAAAGAAUCCAUCAUUAGACGUGCCAAUAAAUUACUAUUUUAAGACAUUAGAAAUAGAUCUGUUUUUAUUGAAGUAUGGGAAAGUAGAGCAUAUUUAUUUAUUAUUUUUAAUUUCUAAAAUCAUAUCUCCAAAUCAAUAUUUAUCUUUACACGAUACCUUCGCUAAUACUAACACAAUUUUAAGAUUACCGAGUUCCAAUCAAGAGUGCGUUGAAUUAAAUGUUAUUAUGAUAUUGAUAAUUAUAAUAAUAUCGAAUAGACUGUGUCAGUUAACAUUUAAAACGAUUUAUUUCGUGGCGCAAAUAAUUGACAUCUUGCACGCAUUGGGGGUGGUUAAUUUGACGCUGGCCCCGCUUUCGCUACUCUCAUGUUAGCGUGUAGUGAAAAGACAUUUAGACAAAUACAAAUUGCAGAAUUCAUAUUUUUUCUGUUUAUGGUUUUUAAAUACAUUUAAAUUAUAAGAACAUGUUACGUGUUAUGUGUGUUAAUGAAUUACAUAAAAUAUUAAAUUGUAUUUCCUAAAUGAAAACGGCAUAAACUCAAAAUAUACAGGAUGCAAGGAAUAGUUUGGCAAUAUCUUUUACAGUGAAUUUGAGUCGUGCUUCUAAGAUGAAACACUUAGUAACUAUUUUUGUACACUUUUUACGUUAUGAUAUGUGUCUUAAUUUACUUUCCGAAAAAAUGUAGUAAUUUUAUGAUCCCAAAUUCAAGUCAGCGAUUUAAGUUUACUGAAGUUUUAGACACUUACAUCCUGUUUAUAUCCGUUGUGAGUCUAAUGAAUUAAAAGAACAGUAUGUUAUGUUCCAUGUGUAUAUUAAUAAUGUAAUGAUAUAAUCAAUUAAAACAAGACGUUAAUGAAAAAUAUAAACAAAAUAAAUUUAAAUGAUUCUUGCCAAUAAAUUGAAAAUUCUACAAAUUUUGUCUAAAGAAAUCAGUAUUAAUAAAUCUAAGGAAUCUAAAGAUUUUUAUUGCAAAUUAAUAAUCAGAUUGGUUAUUUAUGAUCUCGAUCUAUUCAGUUUGAAUGGAACUUAGAAAAACUAAUGUAUUGAUAUUAAUUAAAUUGUGAUGUGAUUAUUGAGGACUAAACAAAUGUAUUAAUAUUAUAAUUAUUUGAAAUGUUUUUUUCGUAUAUUAAUUUAAAUGUGAUAUAUUUUUAUUAUUUUAGAAGCUUUGUGAAAUGAUGAUAUUUAUAAAAGUUUAUUAUGUCAUUAUCAUUCCAGUUUUUUUGGAAUUAUAACUAUCCAUUAUGAAUUGUAUGAACUAGUCAUAUUUAUGUAUUAUAUUUAUGUUGUGUUUAGUUAGUUAGAUACUAAUGUUACUUUCUGCUUUAGUAUUUGUUUUACUUUUUAACUAUCUGCAUUUUAGGUAACAUUCCCAGUUACUAUACUCGUUGUUACAAAUCUAUAUUUUAAGGACACAUUAUAAACGUAUAAUAGGUACACGUUUUACAGAUAUAAUAUGUGCUUUGUUGCAACGUUUUAUUAAUAUUAUACAAAUAUAAUAAUAUAAUACAUUUCAUAAAACAUAAUAUAGUAAUCAUAAACCCUAUCCACUUACAGGGUACAUAAAUAAAUAUUGGAAUUGCUAUUGUAUCUACCGUGCUUCACACUACAGUGUGCUUAUGAAACUCGCAAAAAAAAUGAAUAUCAGUUUUAAAGUGUAGUAAUAUAAAAUAAUUUUGCCAACGUCUGAAUGUUAUGUACCAAAAAUAUUAAAACUUCCACUUUUUAAAGAAGUUUAUCACAACUAAUACUUUUUAUUAAUUUUGAUGAAACUUUGGAAAAAAUAAACUAAUCAACAACAGCGUUUGCAAAAUACGAUGAUGUAUAAAUCAUCCAACGUAGUUUUCUAUGUUUGUAAAUUGGUAGAGAUGUUAGAAGGAUUGGAAUGUAAGACGAUAAGAAUAAUAAUUAAAUAUCUUACAAAAUUAGAGUUGGAGAAAUAAUUUUAGAUGGAAUCUGGUCUCUGUAGUACAUAACAAAGCUAUUUGAUAUAAUUAGGCUUAAAUAUAUGUAAGUGGAUGUUUCUUAGUCACCUGAUCUGUAUGUAUAGAAGAAUAAUUUACAGACAAUAUAUACGUUGUUUAGGUAGUAUGUAGGCACUGAAGUUUAUGCCGUUGACUAAUAUAUUCAUGUAUAAAU
This is a messenger RNA of Ostrinia furnacalis (Asian corn borer), 4252 nucleotides long. RefSeq names its product lateral signaling target protein 2 homolog. The record is from RefSeq and is a predicted model, not a curated record. Lineage: Eukaryota; Metazoa; Arthropoda; Insecta; Lepidoptera; Crambidae. Gene Ontology annotation, molecular function: metal ion binding. The transcript is spliced from 2 exons. The coding region runs from base 20 to 268 and encodes 82 amino acids.